AGGGCGACGGGAGCCAUCCAGAGCCGCUGGUACUCGGAAUUGGAGGCGGAGAACCGGUGACCAGCGGCGGGCUUUGCCCGCUGCGGCCGUUCGCUCUGGGUUCCCACGAUGUUCUUCUACCUGAGCAAGAAAAUUGSCAUUCCCAAUAAUGUGAAGCUAAAAUGCGUAUCCUGGAACAAGGACCAAGGGUUCAUAGCGUGUGGUGGUGAAGAUGGAUUACUGAAAGUUUUGAAAUUAGAGACACAGACAGAUGAUGCAAAAUUGAGGGGUCUUGCYGCCCCUAGUAAUCUUUCUAUGAAUCAGACUCUUGAAGGUCAUAGUGGUUCUGUUCAAGUUGUAACAUGGAAUGAACAGUAUCAGAAAUUGACCACCAGUGAUCAAAAUGGGCUUAUCAUUGUCUGGAUGUUAUAUAAAGGCUCUUGGUAUGAGGAAAUGAUCAACAAUCGGAAUAAAUCAGUGGUUCGAAGUAUGAGUUGGAAUGCUGAUGGACAGAAGAUCUGCAUUGUGUAUGAAGAUGGGGCUGUGAUAGUGGGUUCAGUGGAUGGCAAUCGUAUUUGGGGAAAAGACCUGAAGGGUGUACAGUUGUGCCAUGUAGCAUGGUCAUCAGAUAGUAAAAUCUUACUUUUUGGAAUGGCAAAUGGUGAAAUACACAUUUAUGAUAAUCAAGGAAAUUUUAUAAUGAAAAUGAAGCUGAAAUGUUUGGUGAACGUCACUGGAGCAAUCAGCAUUGCAGGAAUUCAUUGGUACCAUGGCACAGAGGGCUAUGUGGAGCCUGAUUGCCCUUGCCUUGCUAUUUGUUUUGACAAUGGGAGAUGCCAAAUAAUGAAACACGAGAAUGACCAAAAUCCAGUUUUGAUUGACACUGGCAUGUAUGUGGUCGGUAUCCAGUGGAACCAAACUGGCAGUGUGUUAGCCGUGGCAGGCUCUCAGAAAGCAGUCACUCAGGAUAAAGAUGUCAACAUGGUGCAGUUUUACACUCCAUUUGGUGAGCAUUUGGGCACUUUGAAAGUUCCUGGAAAGCAGAUGUCUGCACUAUCUUGGGAAGGAGAUGGACUGAAAAUUGCACUAACUGUUGAUUCCUAUAUAUAUUUUGCGAACAUUCGGCCCRAUUAUAAGUGGGGCUAUUGUUCAAAUACUGUGGUGUAUGCAUAUACCAGACCAGAUCGUCCUGAGUACUGUGUUGUCUUUUGGGACACUAAAAACAAUGAGAAAUAUGUUAAAUAUGUGAAGAGUAUCAUUUCCAUUACCACUUGUGGCGAUUUCUGCAUUUUGGCUACAAAAGCUGAUGAAAGUCAUCCUCAGUUUGUGCUAGUUCUUUGUAAUUCUAUCGGCACACCCUUGGAUCCCAAAUACAUUGAUAUUGUGCCCUUAUUUGUUGCAAUGACCAAAACUCACGUGAUAGCAGCUUCGAAAGAAGCAUUUUAUAUUUGGCAAUAUCGUGUGGCAAAGAAGCUCACAGCACUGGAAAUUAAUCAGAUAACUCGAUCUCGGAAAGAAGGAAGAGAAAGAAUUUAUCAUGUUGAUGAUACUCCUUCUGGAUCAGUGGAUGGGGUCCUUGAUUAUAGCAAAGCCAUUCAAGGCACAAGAGAUCCAAUUUGUGCCAUAACUGCAUCUGAUAAGACACUCAUUGUGGGUCGUGAGUCUGGCACCAUUCAGAGAUACAGUCUUCCUAAUGUUGGUUUGAUUCAAAAAUAUUCCCUUAAUUGUCGAGCCUACCAGUUAUCCUUAAAUUGCAACUCUAGUCGUCUUGCUAUCAUGGACAUCUCAGGAGUUCUAGUGUUCUUUGACUUGGACGCUCGGGUAACAGACAGUACAGGACAGCAAGUAGUCGGCGAGCUGUUAAAAUURGAGAGGAGAGAUGUCUGGGAUAUGAAGUGGGCCAAGGAUAAUCCUGAUUUGUUUGCAAUGAUGGAGAAGACAAGAAUGUAUGUUUUCAGAAACUUGGAUCCUGAGGAACCCAUUCAGACCUCUGGAUAUAUUUGUAACUUUGAGGAUUUAGAAAUCAAAUCUGUCCUGUUGGAUGAGAUAUUAAAGAAUCCAGAACAUCCAAACAAGGAUUAUAUAAUUAACUUUGAGAUUCGGUCUCUUCGAGAUAGUCGAGCAUUAAUUGAGAAGGUUGGAAUUGAAGAUGCAUCUCAGUUCAUAGAGGACAAUCCACACCCCCGACUUUGGCGAUUACUGGCUGAAGCAGCUCUUCAGAAACUGGAUUUGCCCACUGCAGAGCAAGCAUUUGUGCGCUGCAAAGAUUACCAAGGCAUUAAGUUUGUGAAGCGCCUGGGAAAUCUGCAAAGUGAGUCAAUGAAGCAGGCGGAAGUGGUGGCCUACUUUGGUAGGUUUGAAGAGGCUGAAAGAAUGUAUCUUGAUAUGGACAGAAGAGAUCUUGCUAUUGGCCUCCGACUGAAAUUAGGAGAUUGGUUUAGAGUACUCCAGCUCUUGAAAACUGGAUCUGGUGAUGCAGAUGACARUCUCCUUGAACAAGCCCACAGUGCCAUUGGAGACUACUUUGCUGAUCGACAAAAGUGGUUGAAUGCUGUACAAUAUUAUGUACAAGGCCGGAACCAGGAACGCUUAGCUGAAUGUUAUUUUAUGUUAGAAGAUUAUGAGGGAUUGGAGAAUCUUGUCAAUUCACUUCCAGAAAACCACAAGUUGCUUCCAGAAAUAGCACAAAUGUUUCAGAGAGUUGGAAUGUGUGAACAAGCAGUGACUGCGUUUUUGAAAUGUAAUCAACCAAAGGCAGCUGUAGAUACCUGCAUACAUCUGAACCAAUGGAACAAAGCUGUUGAAUUAGCUAAAAGUCAUAAUAUGAAAGAAAUUGGAUCUCUAUUAGCUAGRUAUGCAUCUCACUUACUGGAAAAGAAUAAAACUCUUGAUGCUAUAGAACUCUAUCGGAAAGCCAGUUACUUUUUUGAUGCUGCUAAACUGAUGUUUAAGAUUGCUGAUGAAGAGGCAAAGAAAGGAAGUAAACCUUUACGUGUGAAGAAGCUGUAUGUACUGUCAGCCUUACUUAUAGAGCAGUACCAUGAGCAGAUGAAGAGUGCCCAGCGAGGAAAAGUGAAAGGGAAGAAUUCMGAGGCCACUUCUGCUUUGGCUGGUUUGCUGGAAGAGGAAGUUCUGUCUACAACUAGUCGCUUCACAGACAAUGCCUGGAGAGGGGCUGAGGCUUACCACUUCUUUAUCCUUGCGCAGAGGCAGCUCUAUGAGGGCUAUGUUGACACUGCACUGAAGACAGCUCUUCACCUGAGAGACUAUGAAGACAUCAUCCCUGCAGUUGAGAUAUACUCUCUGUUAGCACUCUGUGCAUGUGCCAGUAGAGCUUUUGGUACUUGUUCCAAAGCUUUCAUUAAACUUGAAUCAUUAGAGACACUCAGUUCGGAACAGAAACAGCAAUAUGAAGACCUCGCUCUAGAAAUCUUCACCAAACAUAGUCCAAAAGAUAACAGAAAAUCAGAACUGGACAGCCUUCUUGAAGGGGGAGAAGGGAAAUUGCCAACAUGCGUUGCCACAGGAAGCCCAAUCACUGAGUAUCAAUUCUGGAUGUGUGCUGUGUGCAAGCACUGUGUUCUUGCUCAGGAAAUCAGCAACUACAACUUCUGUCCCUUAUGCCAUAGUUCAGUGGGAUAACAGAAAGACGAAUGUAUAUAAUUUUAAAAAUACAUGUAACAUAUAAAGCUCUAAGUGUAUGUAUAAUAAGGUUUCUUUUCUAUAAGUUUUAUAUGAAAAUAAGGUUCGUUUUUUUAUAGUUGGAUUUUUGUACAAAAUUUAUGUAAUAAAAUAGCUUUUAUGCAGAGGUACAACUGUGAAAUAAUAAGGUUAACUUUCAUAUAAAACUUAUGCAAGUCAGUCUUAUUUUUUUCCUAUCUUUUUUGCUAUCAUUUAUUUAUCUCAUGGUUGGUUACAUGAUCCUAUGGCAACAUUCCAAAUAAGAAAUAUUUUCUCUCCCCAUGCCAA
Molecule: messenger RNA, 3948 nt
Organism: Urocitellus parryii (Arctic ground squirrel)
Lineage: Eukaryota; Metazoa; Chordata; Mammalia; Rodentia; Sciuridae
Gene: Wdr35
Product: WD repeat domain 35
Biological process (GO): protein localization to cilium; non-motile cilium assembly; intraciliary retrograde transport
Cellular component (GO): non-motile cilium; intraciliary transport particle A
Molecular function (GO): protein binding
Source: RefSeq, a predicted model, not a curated record